Molecule: messenger RNA, 1462 nt
Organism: Vigna umbellata (rice bean)
Lineage: Eukaryota; Viridiplantae; Streptophyta; Magnoliopsida; Fabales; Fabaceae
Source: RefSeq, a predicted model, not a curated record
UACUUCUUACUAACAUAAUUAUCCUGAAAAUUUAUCAGACCACCCUAGAUCCAUCAAUCGGAAAGACUUCUUGAAUCCAUAGCUGAUGAUUCAUCUCCGGACCAGUAAGAAACAACUUUUUUUAUAACAAAAAAUGCAUGAUAAUGAAUUUUGAGUGGAGAGAAGCAGCAUAAUUAUUGUUUUUUUGUUUUCUUGUUUUCAAUUAAGAAAUUGCAGUUGCAAAAUUUGCUUGAAGGUAAAAGUAUUAGUACCUAUUUCCUUGUUUUCCUGUUCCUCCAAGUUCUCCAUUAUUGGGAGCUGAUUUUCUUGUAUAUCUUCAAUAGGAAGGGACAUAGCUGCUGAACUGCUCUGUUCGGUUACUUGCGUUUCUCUCAGCAUUGGCGGUUGGACUUUUUUACACCGGAUUGACUAUUUCAACGCGGAAUUUCACUUUCCACGUUACGUAAGCAGUUGGAAAAGAAUUAUCGUUUGGAAAUGAGGGUUUUGUUUCAGACUUUCACAAAUCAUCAACUUGAACCAAAUACGUACUACUCCUGAGAAGCUUAACCCUAAAAGCUACGCACUGUACCAAAUCAUGAUUUCCUCCUACAUGAUUCAACAUGCAAAUCUUGUUUCAAAAGGCUUUACGGGAAGUUUGAAGAUCAACAGAAGGGAGAAGCAUGAAAAUGAUGAGAACUGCAAGCUUCCGGAAUCACCCAGACGAAUAAACAGUUCGAGUCAAGAUGAAUCAGAGAUAUGUGGCACUGUUACUCCUGAGAAGCUUAACCCUAAACGCUACGCACUGUACCAAAUCAUGAUUUCCUCCUGCAUGGACUUCCAACAGAUUAAACAUGCAAAUCUUGUUUCAAAAGGCUUUACGGGAAGUUUGAAGAUCAACGGAAGGGAGAAGCAUGAAAAUGAUGAGAAAUGCAAGCUUCCGGAAUCACCCAGACGAAUAAACAGUUCGAGUCAAGAUGAAUCAGAGAUAUGUAUAAUUGUUAAUGGUGUUGAGCAAGUACCUAGCAGAAUACGAGCGAAGCAUUUCCCCAGAACUUGUGGUGAGAAAAGAAGAACAGCAGAAAUGGAAAGAACGGCAUCAUGGUGGGCGACCUUUGCGUUAUCUUUGUGUUCAUUGUCACUGAAAUACAGCAAACCACUUCUCCAAGCACAACCACGUCAUCCACUUUGGCUUUCCAUCAUAGCCAUGUUGAGCUUUACUUUGUUUGCAUGUUCUGCAACUGUUAUGCUUCUUGUUGGAGCUAGGUUCACUCAUACGCAGAUAAUUGUUAUGCUCAUUGCAUUCUUCGCUCUGGUGUUGGCUUAACAUGUUUUCAGAUUCGUUCACAAGUAGUAUCUUGCUUUUUACAUAUUUUCAUCUGCAAAACAAUAUUGUAACAAAGGUUUGAGUGUGUGAGAUAUUAAUCAUAUCUCCUCUCUUUAUAUAUUUACAUUCUGUUGCUCUGCCUUCUACUGUUCUUCGUGA